Molecule: messenger RNA, 1620 nt
Organism: Dictyostelium discoideum AX4
Lineage: Eukaryota; Evosea; Eumycetozoa; Dictyosteliales; Dictyosteliaceae
Exons: 1
Coding region: 1-1620 (539 amino acids)
Source: RefSeq, a predicted model, not a curated record
AUGACAUUAAUAAAUUUUAAUGGAAUUUUAAAUUAUUUUGAAAAUAAUCAAAAAGUAAAUUUUAAUAAUAUUAAAUCAAAUAUUGAAUCAAUUAAUAGUAGUAGUGUUGUUGGUAGUAGUAGUUUCACCAGUUUUAGUAGUAGUAGUAAUAAUGAAAAUAUUUUAAUAAAAAAAGAUAUUAUUGAUAUUUUAUUAUCAUCAAAAUAUUCAAUUGAAUUAAAAGAUUUAGUUAAACAUUUUGAAAAAAGUAUUGUUGCAUUAACAUUUGGACCAGGAUCACCAUUUGCAACUGGUUUAUUAAUUCAUCCAAAAUAUGUUUUAACAACAUCUUAUUCAAUUAAAAAACAAUUUUUAAAUAUGGUAUCAGUAAGAAUUGAUUAUCAAAAAACUUUUAUCAAAAUUCAAGGUAAUAAUUCAGUUACACCAACAAUUGAUUUAGGUGAAAAUAUAAAAGUUAAAAGAAUUUAUGAAAGAAAUAAUGAAAUUGGUUAUUGUAUUUUAGAAUUAGAACAUAGUGUACCGGAAUCAUAUGAAUUCAAUUCAAAAUUAAAAUUAUUUUUAAAAUCCGAUACCAAUGAAUCCAAUAAAUUAAAAUCAAAUGAACAUUUUUUAUUUAGUCAUCCAUCAAGUGGUCCAAAGAAAGUUACAUUUGAUUUUGAUCAAAAAACACAUUCCAACUCAUUAAAAGGUGAAGAAGGGUAUGGUUCAAGUGGUGGUGUUUUAAUUGAUAGUUCAAGUAGAGUUUUAUCAAUUUUAAAUGUAAUUGAAAAUAAUGAUGAUGAAAAUGAAAUUAAUUUAAUUAAUAUUUCAUCAAUUUAUGAAAAAAGUCAAUUAUUAAAAUUAAUAUUUCCAAAUGGUGAAUAUACUCCAAUUAAUGUAAUUCCACCAAGUAUUGAUGAUGGUGGUGAUAGUGAAGAUGAUUAUAAUAUUGAAAAUUUUGAAAAAAGAAUAAUGGUAACUAGGGGUAACUUUCCAGGCCCAAAAGCAAAUGAUAAUAAUAAAACUGGUAUUCAAUUUUCGUAUCAUCAUAUUGUUCCAGCAGGAUACCAAGAUUUUUUAUUCUUUUUAUCAAUUGAAGUUAAUAAAAUUAAUCAAUUAUUAGCAGAUAUUUAUAAACAAGAUAUUGGUAGAAUUAAUUACAUUGUUUGGAGUAAAUGGAAUCUUUUUCAAGGACCAUCAAAUAGGUUUCAUAAAAAUGAUUUAAUCGAAUAUUUAAAUGAUCCAAAUGCAAAAGGUUGGGAUCCAUCAGACUCUAUAGAGGAAUACAAACCAUUGAGUUUUAAUCAACAGUUAUGGAAUUUCAAUCAAGAUAUAUUCACACUUUUAAAUCAAUGUUGGGAUGAACGUAAUAAAAUUACAAAAAAAUCAAAAAAGGAAAUUAUCCAAUUCAUUGAUUUAAAUUAUAGAAAAAAUAAUUUAAAAGAUUUAAUUAAUGAUCAAAUUGAUGGUCUUUCAACUGAAAAAUAUGAACUUUCAAUUACUAAUAUUUUUAAUAAAUUUGAAUCUUUUAAAUUUGAUUUAAUGAAAUUUCAAGAAAUUGGUGUUCAUCAAUAUAAUGAAAAUGAUUGGGUUUCUGUUAAUAUUGGUGGUAAAAAUAAUUUUAAAUAUUAUUUAAAAUAA